AUGUCUUCGCCACAACGAGCACCCCGGGUUUGCCGGAUUUGCAAAAUCAAGAAGAAGGCGUGCGGCAAAGAACUACCAGUCUGUUCAUACUGUUUCAAGCGUGGUUUCGAUUGUGUUUACGAGAAUGAGAGCGAUACGCCGAAACAUAGCGAUAGUGGAGGAGAGGUCUUCAAACCAUGGUCUCUUACGUUAUUCCCAAUGUCCAUCUCUACUGCCACUUUGGACAAAACGAUGUCUUAUCACAUGCAUUACCUCUAUAAGGUAGUCGGUCAAUCUCCUCUUGAGGCUGGGAAACGAUUCCUUGAGAACUUUCAGAGGUGGUUACCUAUCAUAGCCCCACGGCGCCUGCAUGAGCUUAUUGAGUUAAGCGAGCGAGGGUUUCCUGGGGCUGACGUUUCUGUUCUUUUGCUCUCCAUAUGCCUUGUCACUAUGCGGUCAGGUGGAGACUUGGCUGGUCCUUUUGUUCAUCAUACUGCAGUACAUGUUGCUGUAAAAACACUGUACGCCCAGGUUCAAGCUAGUAUGCAUGCCAACACAGCUUUGGUCCGAGCUGGUGUUAUCAUAUCGGCGUAUGAGUAUGCCAGUGGCCAGAUUGACUCAGCUUCCAUCUCUAUUGCUGCUUGUAUCAGAAUGGCACAAGUUAUUGGAAUCGGCAUUGCAUAUGAUAGGCUGGGUGCCGUUCAGGAAGAGACGAGAUUACAGGCAAUGGCAGACUGGAACUUGUGGUGGUCUAUCAUCGUCCUGGAAAGCCAUGCCAAACACCGAAGUCCGGCGGCAGUCUUCCCAGAUACCGAUGUGCCUUUACCUUCCGACGUUGAAUCAAACGGCGAAUACGUUCCGAUAUAUUGCACCAUGGCUUCUUCAACACUACGGGGCUCUUCUGGCUUAAGCAGUUUCGGACGGCAAGCGCAAGCUAUCUAUAUGCUUGACAGCUGCUUGAAUGGAACGAAUCAAUCUGAGAAAUGUGAUGUUAAAACACGGCUCUUGAAGCUACAGCAAUUAGACCAAGAGUUGCAAGAGCGGUUAUCCGAGUUCAUGACACAGCCACUGCAUGAACCGGGGCUGCGUUGUGGAACUAUCGCAACAGUAAUAAGGUCCUUAUACAUUCUACACGAGGAGAUAUUGUCACGGGCGGGCUCGUUGCCUGUACACGCUGACCGAGAGGGAUGGGCAAAGAGCUCCAAAGCCGCUAUGGAGACUAUCACUACCAUUAUGAUUGAUGUUGCCAAGCAUCACCUGGAUCAUAUUGCUCGCUAUGGUGUCGACAGCUUGGUGUUUUGUUGCGCAUAUAAUCUUCGGGUAGCUAUAAGGUAUAUUGGAGAUCGUUAUGUCGCGUUAAUCCAUGUCCUCAUUCAAACUCAGCAGACAAUGUCACAGAUCGACCAAUUGCAUAUGGAACAAAGCUCCCAUAUGGGCGAUGACAUGGAUGAACCGCUUCUCGAUAUCAGAGCGAGAUAUACAGACCCCAGCAUUGCGGCGCAGUUAGUUCACAUUCAAGCAGCCAACGUGCCGCAACAGAAGUCUUUGAAAUUUCUCGAGAAACUCAAGUGCCUAUAUUUCACAAAUCCAUCGCAAUGCGAUGAUGCUAAAGGCUUAACACAACCGAGUCUAACUCUGGUCACAAUCAACGCUUUUACGAAGAGAAAUUAUAUAGCUCUCUCGUACACAUGGAAGCCAUCUCCAGAAGAGGCCAAUAUCUCUAACGGUGGGUACUUGGUUGAAGACAUUCAGUCUGGCCGUAUGGAACCAUCAUCCGUGAGAAAUACAGUCUUUAGCCGGAUAAAGCGGUACAUGGAUCAUGUCAAUUCUAAGUAUCUGUGGAUCGAUAAGCACUGCAUCCAUCAACAGGAAGGCGAAACGAAAGAGAUAGGCAUGCAGGCAAUGGAUCGAGUCUAUAGCCUUAGCCACCACCCAGCCGCGUUGCUAUCGCGAACUAUCAAUACCUCGGAACAGCUCCAACUACUCACCGGCAUCCUCUCCGGAAGCUUUGUGACAAGGCGUGGAAACGAGAACUUGCUAUCAUCGCCGGCGGAUUGGAAAAGCGCUCUAGAUGCACUUCAGCUUCUACAUUAUAUCACCUCAGAUAUUUGGUUCUCCCGAGGAUGGACUUACCAGGAGAACUAUCGUGCGAACAAGAGUAUGACACUUCUUAUGACCCAUUGCGCAACACUCAAUCAUGAAAAGUCAUCUCGUCACUUUGGAUCUUUUGACGGAGAACUCUUGGACGGAGAACUCUUGAUCAGUUCCGCGGGACUUUACGCACAGGCAACAAAACUUUGCCUAGCCUAUUCAAAUCAUCAACCGCCGCCACCGUAUUUGAACACCAUCCUCUCGAGAGCCAAGCGAUAUACAAUUAUACUCGCUGGCGACGAAGACUCGGCCCCAGUGUCAAUGUCCCCGACUAUCAUCGAAGACAUAGCGAGUCGCCAACUGGAAAGAGAGUGGGAUAGACUAGCCAUCAUCGCCAACUGUUGCCAGUAUACCAAGCGCUUGAACAGCACUAAGCUCCAGAGCGACAAGCACAGCCUUAGUUUGUCCUUGCUUACACUUGUUCUGGUGAAUGGGGAGAUCUUGUUUAAUCAUCCUCGGGACAAGCUUGACGCGAGAAAAAUUACUAUCACGGAGUUUUUACAUAGGCAUUUCUUCUAUGGCUUGGAGUCUCCGUGGGAAAAAGGAAAACUUACUUUUAAUAAGGGUUGUCGUUUUGCCAACGUUGUUUUGACUGAUGAGGGUGUACGGACUAAGGGUUACCUAUGGCGGUUGGACGACGAGAUCACAACGGCUGGCUUUCACAACUAUAGUCAACCUCGCGGAAGGAAAAAGCACCGCCAGCCGGUAGAAGAGGCUAUCAUGCAGGGGGAACUACUUUGCACUGCAACUUUGCUCGGUGCUAGGCCUCUAGGUGUUGGUGUCUUUGUCGUUCAGUUGGAAGAUUCUGACGCCGAAAGUAGUGGGAUGGGUUCUGAAAUGAGUCUUGAUGACGACGAUUAUGAUGAAGAUUGCUACGUGUUCACGUCCUUUCAGCGUGCGCAAUGCGAUCGUGAGGGUUUCGACCUCAAUGACCUCGACAAGCAUGUCUCACUCGAAUCAUUCGUUACCAUGAUUUCGCGCAAUCUUCUCACCGGGACCAUCGUCUUAUUGGCGGCUAAUUUUGCGAACGCUGGGCCCUGCCGUCCUUUGUCAAUUGUUUCCUCGUCAACUGUCAUUGCGUCCGUCAGUCAGACAACAGCCAGUUCUUUCGAAAGCGAGACCGCGACUUCCACUGCUUCUAUCGAUGCGACCCAGACUUCUACCAUCUCAACCGAGUCUGAGUCUCAUACCGAGACUGGUACGACUGUAACUAUCGAAACCACUACUGGUGCCUCUUCCAUUGAAACCACCACCACUGCCCUUGUCGACACCACCACGACCGCACUAGCUAUCACCACUGCCGAGACCACCACCGACGCUACAACCACCACUGCCGCAGCCAGUACCACCAGCGAAGAGCCUGAAGCAGUCCAAUCCGUUUUCAUCUACGCCCGCGGCAGCAGUGACCCCUCCCUCGCACCCCUCAGCGGCUCAGGCUUCACCGAACUCAGCGACACACAAAUUCCCGAUGUACAAUUCAUCGACUUCACUACUGACGUCAGCUCGACUCUAUUCUUCACCGUCGGAGAACGCAGCGGCAAAGUCAAGAUCGGCAAUGGCGCUAAUGUUGGGAAAAUUGCCGGGUACUUUUCAACAGGAUCCGACUACAGUUUGGUGCUUGCUACGGAAGCUACGCUUGGCGAGGAGAAUGGUGUUUCGCCUAUAGACUGCGAGAUAAUCCAGGGGAAUGGGUUCCAGAGCCUUCAGUGUCAGUAUGGUGAUAAGGGAAAUGCCGACUUUUGGACCUGUGAAGGACAUUUGGUGCUGGUGAGCCCUGGAGUCGACUUCACAAGCAGGUGUCCCCGCGCUACGACAUCCUACAGGCUGGCCUACAUUCAGGUGGUCAACACUUCGUAA
This is a messenger RNA of Fusarium redolens, 3987 nucleotides long. RefSeq names its product heterokaryon incompatibility protein-domain-containing protein. The coding region runs from base 1 to 3987 and encodes 1328 amino acids. Gene Ontology annotation, molecular function: zinc ion binding; DNA-binding transcription factor activity, RNA polymerase II-specific. The transcript is spliced from 6 exons. NCBI's taxonomy places the organism in Eukaryota, Fungi, Ascomycota, Sordariomycetes, Hypocreales, Nectriaceae. The record is from RefSeq and is a predicted model, not a curated record. Gene Ontology annotation, biological process: regulation of DNA-templated transcription.